Molecule: messenger RNA, 4488 nt
Organism: Exaiptasia diaphana
Lineage: Eukaryota; Metazoa; Cnidaria; Anthozoa; Actiniaria; Aiptasiidae
Product: IQ motif and SEC7 domain-containing protein 1
Exons: 18
Coding region: 184-2718 (844 amino acids)
Biological process (GO): regulation of ARF protein signal transduction
Molecular function (GO): protein binding; guanyl-nucleotide exchange factor activity
Source: RefSeq, a predicted model, not a curated record
AUCUCGAACGUUUUCAAUCGGUUCAAUCUUAUUUGUGUGAUAUUUGUUUUAUUUGAAAGUGUUGACGUUUUGCUGAUAAGUAGUGAGCGAUCACAUGACUUGAGAGUAUGCUUCAGCCUGACUGUAAACAACAUGGCGGACGGUUAAAUCGAUACUUGUAAAUAAAACGCCUAAAUUUGCACAAUGUCCGGUUCAAGCCCCACUAAAGAGGCACUAAGCAUCGUUGAUAAGUUGAAAGUUUGUAUUCUGAAGCAAGACCAAAUCAUUCGCCACAAAGAUGCCGAGAUCAAUGCACUUCAAUUUAGAGUUGCUUUGUUAGAGAAGGAAAGAGCGGAACUGAAACGACAACUUUUGAAUGAGAAAGGGGUCGACUUAACGGCAGUGAACUGUGCUAUCGUGGAUCUAGAAGAUAAAGACUCCAGGACAAAAGAAAUGAGUAAAAUACAAGACAGUUCAUCUCCURCUAUUGUUGUUAUGGGUGAGACAACAUCACGAGGGAGCCUGAAAUCCAAAAUAAGAGAAGCAAAUGUCAAAAGAAAUGACAGCAUCAAUCGGUCCAAGUCUUUUAACAAAAAAUAUGAACUAUCACCUGAUUUACAGGAGAGAAGUGUUAUGUUACUUGAAAAAAAAUAUGGUGGCAAGGAAAAAGCUCACCAUGCAGCUACUGUAAUUCAAAGUUACUACAGAAAAUACACUAUGGAUAAGAGGUUUAAAAGAAUAAGAGCUUACACUGAGACACCAGAAAAGGCUUUACAAACUGAUGGAUCACAUGUUCAAACUACUCCGGUAUUAAGACUUGUAAAAAGGCAUACUGCUGAUAGAAAUAACAGAGUUCGCUCAACAUUGAUUAUUGAUAAUAUUACUCCAUAUACCCCAAGUGGUCAGUUGAACUUAGCCAGGCAUUUUGAAUCUGUGAAGGGUGAACAAAAGCCUGCGAUGGACAAUGACAGUGAUGAUGAAGGACAGACUGUCAGUGUCACUGAGAACUACAUGAAAGUUGAAGUAGUGGAUCGUAUUGCCAAAACUCCAAGCAUAACUAUUGAAAACGAAGGUAUCACGUAUGUAAAUGGGGAAAUACCUCRCCAACAAAAACUAUCCAAUACGUCACUGGAAGAAGGUGAUGAAGUGUUUGGGACAGAUUACAGUAAAGCACAUGAUAAUUCAAGUGUCGACAGCCUUGAUGGUGCAUGUACAUCACGUACUGAGGAAGAUAACGUUAGUGUUUCAUCUGAAUUUGAAACUAUUCCUACUGAGUACCUUAAACCACAAAAACUAGAGAUGAGGAUAGGAAUUAACCAUUUUAAUAGGAAACCAGAGAAAGGAAUUGAUUAUCUUAUUUCACAUCAAGUUAUUGAAGAUAACCCACAGUUAGUUGCAAAGUUUCUGAUAUCAGAACAUGGAAUCAGCAAACAGAGACUUGGUGAAUACUUGGGCAAUAUUCAAAAUGAUUUUAACAUGGCAGUGUUGAAGUGUUUUACAGAGAACCUAGACUUCACUGGGAUGGAGAUUGAUGUUGCUUUGAGACUGUUCUUGUCAUAUUUCAGGAUUCCUGGAGAAGCACAAAAGAUUGAAAGACUGAUGGAGAUGUUCUCUGAGCAAUACCUGUACUGUAACCCCACUGAUGACAAAGCUGCCAAAGACAAAAUCUUGAUUCUUGCCUUUGCUAUUGUCAUGUUAAACACUGACCUGCACAGUCCUAAUGUCAAGAAAAAGAUGUCAGAGCAGGAUUUUAUCAGAAAUCUUGAAGGUGCUAAUGAUGGGGGUAAUUUCCCUCCAGAGAGUUUAUCRGGGAUAUACAGGAGAAUAUUAAAGAAAGAAUUUACACCUGCAAGAGACCAUGUAACCAUGACAAUCAAGCUGGAAAAAAAGAUAGUUGGCAAGAUGCCAUGGACAUCCCUUGCAGCUCCUCAUCGAUACUUACGCAUGACAACCCAACUGUAUGAAGUACAAGAGCCUCACAAGAGAGACAAGAUACACACACGCAUUUUAUUUCUCUUUAAUGAUCUAUUGAUUGUGACAAAAGAAAGAGGCAAAUCAGGGCAAAGAGAUGGCUUUCAUUUCUACAGCUACAAAACGUCUUUUCCUCUCGUUGGUGUUAAAAUAUCUUUAUUCAAUAAUGACUAUUAUCUGUAUGGGAUUCAACUGUAUUCAAGAAUACAAAGCAAGAUUCUUGCAACAUUCAAUGCAUCUGAUGAACCAUCAAGAAAAAUGAUUGUGGAAGAGUUAAUGGAGUGUAUUGAUGAGACAAAUACAAUGGAAAGUGACAGAAUAACCACAGAAAAGCAGAAACAGUUUGUUGGUCGUUUUGAACGUAAUCCUGGUACAAUGACAUUGCCUCAUCCCAAGAAGAAUCGUGGCAAAGCAUUCCCAGCAGAUGAUACAAUUAGUUUAAAUGAAGAAUCCAUGUCAUCAGCAACUUUAAGUACCAGUAGUCUUGUCAAGUCCAGACAUUUGUCGAGCUCCAUGYUGAAUAUGAGUGAAGCAGAUAGUUCAUUYUCAUCAGAGUCUGAAGCAAUAAAACGAUGUAACAGUUCAUCAUCACUGGACAGUGCUUUUGUUGAUGGGGAUUCUAGUCGGUCAAAUAAUCCAUCGCCACAUAAUGAGUCUAUGGCUUCAGCAUCUGCUAAAGUUGGAAUUUUCAAGAAAUGGCGAAAACCUAAAACCCUGAGCCGUGGAGCAGGCAGCCCUCAGACAAUACAUAAAACUUUGAUUGAAUGAAUGUAAUAUUUUUUGGCAGCAUUCAAAAUUAUGAACGAUUUAAUAAUACUUCUGAAACAUCAGAACACAUUCUUUUUGAUUAUUUUUGUCAAAUUUUUGAGUAGAAAAAUCUAUUCUCAACUACUAAAAYCAGCAAGCCAUACAUCAUUUAAAAGCUUGUUAUUAGAUCAAAGACUAUGAUGAUAAAUGAAUAAGUUUUUUGGCAUAUAUUUUUUACAAGAAGCACCUAGAUGUAUCGAUCAAAAGAACAGCAACUUUUUUUGUUAAGUAAGUCAAAACUUUUCAGUGUCCAGUUGAUAUGUAAAACUCCAAACCCUUUGUCUGGCUUUAUUGUUUUUCAGUUUACCGUAAUUCAAAAGUUAAAUUUAAGCUCGUGUCACACACUAGGAUUUCUCCUGCAACUUGUCUCUCAAAAAAAUAUUUGCAGGUUGCACGAGCAUUUUUUAUGAUUGACAUYCCGCAACUAAGUAUUAAAACAUAUUUUUUUGCUGGGCCAAAGUAGAACCAACUUUUACUUUCUGAAAUAAUUUUAAAUUUGUAAAAAUGUACAUGUGACAUGGUCAUGCAACUUAUCACUUCACACAAUUAGAGCGUAGGAACCAAUUAGAAAGUGAGAAUUUGCAAAGUUGCUUGGAAUCGCUCGGAAACCAAAAUGUCAACUAUGUCAGGCGAUGAGGAAAGAUAUGGUGCUGCAGCAAGUACAUACAAAAAUAUUCAUGCAACUUAUAUCAWUCUUUUCGAAACAAAUUGAUACCAACAUUGUGCGUUUGGCAUGGUCGUGUGUAACCUGCAAACGUUUUUUGAGAGAUAAGCGUGUGACACGUUCAAAGCAAUAACUCAAAAAAUUAACUUAUAAACUGCUAAAUGCAUUUUAAAUUUUAGACAUUAAUCAAAAUUAGUCAAAAAAUGACUGAUUUCCUUUUAGUCAGAUCUAGCAAGCCAGACACAGUGGAUAAUUAUAUAGUUGAUUAACAAAAAGUUGUCGUCAACCGGUUUUCACGAAUCGCUACUAGCCAGAACUGGUUUCUGGGUAAAAAUCAAUGACCUGGCAAAUUAGAGAUUUGAACGCUUUUGUAAUAUUGGAAGAACUGAUACAUGAUGUUUGACAAAAUGCUCCAAAUCACAUGAAUUUAAUUAUGCAUGCUUUUUUUUAUGCAAUGAAACUGAAUUCAAAGGGCAAAAAAUGACGAAAAMAAUUUAGGGUAAAUUAAAAUACCAAUAUAUUUGUACUACACAAUUAAGUGUCAGGCUGCAGACAUUAUAUUGUGCAAAACAUUUUGUUACAAUUUUUUGUAAAUUAAAUCAUAAUAUAAGACAAUCCACUGAGUAAUGUUUUUUAUUUUAAUGGAAAAGGGUUUCUAACAGCACAAAAUAUGCUUUUUGUCAAACCAAUUGUAAGUUAUCCUUAGGGCAAAAGUCAUACAGCUUUAGGUUUUGUAUCUCCAUGAUUGGGAUUCAUUCAGAGUGAAGAAAUAGUCAACUUAAGAUAUUUUGGUUUGAUAGCUUUGUACAAAAGAAUGCGAGGCUCCGGGAAAACAAUAGAUAAUCUUGAUUUAUUCUUUUAUUUCCCCAGAGCCUUGUCUGCAAUUCUUUUGUGCAUGGUCACUGAACCAAAAUAUCUAAAGUUGGCUAUUAUACAUUACUUUGUAUUUCAACUAGUCCCAAGUUUUUAUUGUAAUGUAUGCCUUCAAUCAAAAUUUGUUUCAGCCAAUCAUUAUCUUGCAAGAAGGUUGACCAUAAAACAAUGGAUUAAACAUGGUUCUCUGUUAA